This is a messenger RNA of Synchiropus splendidus (mandarinfish), 1352 nucleotides long. RefSeq names its product distal-less homeobox 6a (gene dlx6a). NCBI's taxonomy places the organism in Eukaryota, Metazoa, Chordata, Actinopteri, Syngnathiformes, Callionymidae. The transcript has 3 exons. The record is from RefSeq and is a predicted model, not a curated record. Gene Ontology annotation, molecular function: DNA-binding transcription factor activity, RNA polymerase II-specific; RNA polymerase II cis-regulatory region sequence-specific DNA binding. Gene Ontology annotation, biological process: embryo development; cell differentiation; regulation of transcription by RNA polymerase II. The coding region runs from base 45 to 773 and encodes 242 amino acids.
UUCUGAGAGAGAGGGGGGUGAGUGCUCUCAAGGCAGAAAAUUCGAUGAUGACCAUGACUACGAUGGCUGACGGUCUGGAGGCGCAGGACUCGUCCAAGUCUGCCUUCAUGGAGUUUGGGCAGCAGUCGCAGCAGAGCUCUCCGUCCAUGGCCGGCGGCCACUACCCGCUUCACUGCCUCCACUCCGGGCCGCACCACCAGCACGACAACAGCACCUACCCCGGGACCAACACCUACAACCGCUCCAUUCCUUACCCCUACGUGAGCCAUCCGCACCACAGUCCGUACCUCCCGUCCUACCACAACAACACAGGAGGACAGACGCGGUUAGACGGCGCAGAGCAGCAGAAGACGACAGUGAUUGAAAACGGGGAGAUUCGCUUUAAUGGCAAAGGGAAGAAGAUCCGCAAGCCUCGGACCAUCUAUUCCAGCCUGCAGCUCCAAGCGCUCAACCACCGGUUCCAGCAAACCCAGUACCUCGCGUUACCGGAGCGCGCCGAACUGGCCGCCUCCCUGGGACUGACCCAAACACAGGUAAAGAUCUGGUUCCAGAACAAGAGGUCCAAGUUCAAGAAGUUGCUAAAGCAAGGCAGCAAUCCCCAUGAGAGCGACCCUUUGCCUGGGUCCAUGUCCCUCUCCCCACACUCCCCCACCAUCCCUCCAAUCUGGGACGUGACGGCCUCGUCGAAAGGAGUGAACCUGCCCGCCAACAGCUACAUGCCCGGCUACUCUCACUGGUACUCAUCGCCACACCAGGACUCCAUGCAGAGAUAGACUGAAUCUGCAGCUCGCGCGCUUGGAACUGAACAAGUGGAUGCGCAACAGCUGAUGCGUUCAUGUCAUAAAAACCAAAUAGACGUUUGCGCCUGAUGGGCAAAGACUCUGGACAAUCGUGCCGUGACGGAGACAUGUUUUCUCGGGUUGUUUUUUUUCCAACAGCACAUUGUCUGUUUGUAAAAAAAAAAAAAAAAUAGUUGUAAAUACUCUUUUUAUGUUUUGUCAGAUUGAGUAAACAGUGGCUCAAAAAGAGACGCUCGCUUCAUAAUUUCUAUCCAGUAUUUGGCCAACAUCAUAUUUAAAGUAUUCAAGAGACGGCACGUAAAUGGGAAAAAAAAACUUCUUUAAGAUCUCCGUCUAAAGCUCAGUGGUUGGUGAAGAGCAGAGGAAAUGAACUUACCCAGCACCGUCCUCACAGACAUUUCGGUCCGGCUCGUUUUUCACCCAAUUAUCAGAGGUAUUGACACUGUUUCUCCCUCCUCUCCGUCCUAAUGCAGGCCGCUUAAUGCCAAGGCUCCACGGGAUCGAUGCUGAACAAAGCAGCCAGCUGCACUCGCCUUCAAUAUGAAGGAGAUA